AUGGCCCUGCUUUCAUCACCUGCAUAUGACUUGCACGAGGACCACUCGAGGCGCCUUGCGGCCAAGUCAAUAUCGAACGAGCUUCGUUCGUCUCUUCCCGCAGAGUUCUAUCGCUCUCCUGCAAUCUAUCAGCUAGAGCGAAGAGCCAUCUUUUCGAAAAGAUGGUUCUUGGUCUCGCACAAAGCCCGCAAUCGCAACGUCGGCGACUACGUCCAGUACGAGAUGGCCGAAUAUAACUUUUUCCUCGUAAAGAACAAGUCUGGCGAUAUUGUUGGGUUCCACAACGUGUGCAGACAUCGAGCUUUCCCUCUCUUGCAAGAGCAAACGGGGACCGCCAGAAUUUUCUCCUGCAGGUACCAUGGAUGGUCAUACAGCCUGGACGGAGCUUUGACUAAGGCACCUCGUUUCACGCCAGAGGCAGUACCGGACUUCGACCCAUCUGCAAUCCACCUGUUUCCUGUCCACGUCCAUGUGGACAGAAAUGGCUUUAUUUACGUGAACCUCGAUGCUCGCCCAGUGCCAGAGCUGGCCUGGGAAGAGCAAUACGGAGAUCUCGAUACUCAGGCCGCCCUUCAAAACUCAGGGGUCGACUGGGACAAAGUCGAGUUUGACUUUUCGUGGUCGAAAGAGGGACAUUUCAACUGGAAAGUUAUGCAGGACAAUUUCAACGAGUGCUAUCAUUGUGCGACCGCACAUCCAGAUGUCCUCGCUUCAACUGCCCUCGAUACAUACUAUGUCGAACCCAGCAGCAACUACAUUCCACACUUUUACGAGCCCCGGCGAGACAAGAAGCCCGGCACAAGCAGCUACGACUACAAAGGCGCCUCGGCGACCCAUGUGUUCCCGGGUGGGCACUUCUCACUGAGUCCCGGGACCGGCUUUAUGCACAUGAUGCGCAGCGUGCCGAUUUCGCCCACGACGACUCGGAUGGAAUACGACAUCUACAAGCUGCACACCCCGACCGCGACAUCGGAGGCAGCAGCGGGCGUCCUCAAGUUCUACCAAAAGGUCAUCGACGAGGACUUCGAACUCUGUACGCGGGUCCAAAGGAGCCUCGAUCGAGGCAUCUACGAGACCGGCCCUCUCCACCCCUUUCACGAGGAAGGCGUGUUCGCGUUCCAGAGAAUGGUGCUGACGGCGCUCAAGGACCAUCUAAGGCUCGAGGACGAGCUGGGCAAGGAGGUUUGGGCGGCAAGGCCCAGCGGACAGACAGGCGGGGCGGAUGGCGUGCAGGCGUGUGAGGAAAUGCUGGGGUGUGCCAAAGGCACUCUGAAAGCGAUAGAAUGGUGA
Cladophialophora immunda is the source of this 1290-nucleotide messenger RNA. RefSeq lists its product as uncharacterized. Gene Ontology annotation, molecular function: iron ion binding; 2 iron, 2 sulfur cluster binding. Bases 1 to 1290 code for a protein of 429 amino acids. NCBI's taxonomy places the organism in Eukaryota, Fungi, Ascomycota, Eurotiomycetes, Chaetothyriales, Herpotrichiellaceae. The record is from RefSeq and is a predicted model, not a curated record. The transcript has 3 exons.